AUGUCCCACUCCCCCGCCGGCGCACCCACCGCGCGCCCCUCCACGCCCGACUCCUCCGACCGCGAAUCCCCUGCGCCCUCCAGACCCUGGCGCAGCGCUUUAACCACCCUCGGCAGCGCCGACGACGAGAUCCCCCACAAAGACAAAAACUAUCGAAAGUAUGCCAGCAACGUCGAGCGCGCCCUCUCCCUAUUUGACACCGCGCUGCAAGAGUGGGCCGACUACAUCAGUUUUCUGAACAGACUGCUCAAGGCGCUACAGGGUCGACCGGGGAAUGUCACAGCCAUCCCAGCCAAGGCAACAGUAGCGAAACGCCUAGCACAAUGCCUCAACCCGUCCUUGCCAUCGGGAGUGCACCAAAAAGCACUGGAAGUCUACACCUACGUGUUCAGCGUCAUCGGCCGGGACGGGUUAUCCCGCGAUCUGGCACUCUACCUACCAGGCUUAGCACCAGUGUUAAGUUUCGCCUCCCUCUCCGUGCGUGCGCCGUUUCUGGACCUGCUGGAGCGGUACCUCGUCGACCUCGACCCGCGCGCCCUGCGCCCCGCGAUGAAGAGUAUCAUCCUUGCACUGCUCCCGGGCCUGGAGGAGGAAACAAGCGAGGACUUUGAUCGCACGCUGAGGCUCGUGGAACGGUUCAAGGCCUCGAUACGCCCCAGCACGACUAAUGCCAUUACGGAGGUGCACUGGACGGGAGAUGAUUUCUUCUGGCAGUGUUUCUUUCUGGCGGGGAUUACAGGGUCGUCGAGGCGGCCGGGGGCGUUGGCGUACUUGACGCGGUGUUUGCCCCGUUUGGGACAGCCAUAUCACGCAACGGGGGAGCAGAUUUCGCAGGAUGAGGUCGAGACGGCGGCCAGGCUGGCCGAGCUGGUUACUUCGCCGGAGCCGGGGCUGCUGAUAAGAUGUUUUUCGGCUGGGUUGGCGGACGAACAGUUGUUGAUUCAGAGGGGGUUUUUGGAUUUGUUGGUGACACACCUGCCGCUGCAUUCGGAGAUAUUACAGAGGAAAGCGAAGCCGGGGGAUUUGGAAUUGUUGCUGCGGGCGGCGGUUGGGGUGACGGUACGAAGGGAUAUGAGCUUGAACCGGCGGCUAUGGACGUGGCUUUUGGGGCCAGAACCGCCGGUUGAGGGGCAUGGGGAGGGGGCUGCGACGGCAGAGUCGCCUUCGCAUCCGGGAGCGGCGGCGCAGGGGUAUUUGGCGUCACGGACGGAGUACUUUGAGAAGUUUGGGCUACAGCCGCUGACGAGGGCGUUGUUGAGUAUGAUUCGGUCCAACGAGAAGGAUGCGAAUCCUACUGAGCGGGCUAGGCCGUACAAGAUUUGCUUGUCGUUGAUGGAUAGGUGGGAGAUUGGGGGAUUGGUCGUACCUGAACUGUUUCUCCCAAUUGUGGACAGCGUGCGCGCGUUUAAGGGACGUGCGGCGAACAAGGCGGAUUUUGCGGAGGUUUUAAGGAGUGCGAGCGUCUUUUUUGAUGGGGUUGAGAGUGGCUUGAUUUAUAGUGAGAUGUUGACGCUCAUGGCGCAGGCUAUUGGGCCGGGAGAGCUGAGUGAGGGGGAAAGAAGUGCAAAGCUGGACUUGGUCAGGUUUAUGCUGAAGCAUUUCAAUGUGCGCGAGGAGGACAUGGUCACGAUACACGCGCCGUUGCUGGUGCUCGCCGUCCUGGGGAUGAUUGAGGAGGCGGAGGAUCUAGCGCCAACUUUAGUCGAGGAGGCGCUUAAUAUUACCUCCAGCUUGCUUGAUAUGGUCCCGGAGAGGGCAUUCACCAGCAAGACUGAGGCCACGGCCACCUCUACACCAGAAAUCCCUUCCCUUCUCGACAAAAUCCGCUCCUUCUACCUCUCCGACCAGGGCAACCUCGACGUCUCGCCGUCUCCCUUCCCCCCUGCUCUCCUAUCCUCCCUCCUCCUGGCCAAAGCCUCCUCCUUAGUUUGCACCUCUCUCCGAUCCCCCUCCAACCCCCAGAUCUCCCUCCGGACCCGGAUAAUAACCCAAGCAAUCACCAAAUCCCCCUCCACAACCCCCCUCAACACCCCAACUCUUCUUCAGUCUCUCUACGACAGCCUAUCUUCACCCACAACUAUCCCCUUCCCAACAUACACUUCCAUCAUUCUCCUGUCCUCAACCCUCUACUCCGUCUCCCGCAUCAAUCUUACCUCCCUCUCGGAGCUAGUCUCUCCCCUGGUGCGCCAUGCCUGGGCAUUUUUGUCACCCUCCGACCCUAAAUACCACGUCGAGGUUGUGAGAAGCCUGUGGGCACUGCAAACCGCGCUGGGGAAGGACAAUAGAGACAUCGAGGCGGCGAUUUGUAGUCUGAUGAUCCAAGGCGAGGUAAUGAAUGGGACGUUUUGUAGGAGGGAGGCCGAGAGGGGGAGAAGGUUUUGCGUGUUGUGGAAUAUGACGUUGCAGGAUUAUGGGAGUUCGGUGGGGUCGGAGAAGAAGGGGAAGGGGGAGAGUAAAGGGGGGAGACUGACCGGUGCGGAGAAUUAUGAGGUUAUGUUGACAAGACCGAUGUUUUUGAUGCUCGAUGCUCUCGCGGAAGAGAAGGCGCAGUUGUUUAUGACGGUGAAGGGCUGGUUGGGGGGGAUGGUGGGAGUAGAGAAGAUGUUCACCAUAUUCGUCUCUAAGUUCGCCUCAAUCUCCUUCCUGCGACGCCGCCAACUCGGCCCGUCUGCCUGCCCGACCCCGUUUGCCGAAGACGAUGACCUCGACAUGGCGCUGUACUACAUCCGCUCUCUCUCUAGCGUGUUUCGCUGGGCGCCGGAGGGGAUAUGGACAGUCCUCGCGAAGCGUCUCGUCAAGUCUGACGCCUACCAACCUCCCCUCUCCGAAAUCACCGGCACACAAGCCGACAUCCCCCUCCAAGAAUUCUUCCUGCACGUCGCGCUCGCCUGCCUAGCCCAUGACCCCCCCACAACCCCCCUUUCUGAUGGUGCCACAGACACCCCUCCGACGCAACUACACCGCGCAUCCCUCACCCUCCUCCACCAAAUCCUGCUUUCCCCCUACGCCGAGCCCCUCGCUCGCCUGCGCCUCGACACAAUCCUGCUCGACAAGCUCGCGCAUGCGUUGGCGGUCGGCACGGAUCCACAUGUGCAGGUGCUGUUGUUGGAUGUGGUGUAUGCUAGCUUAAAGUUGAGGGAGUUGGCCCCGUCGUCGGGCACCAAGGAAAACGAAGCUUCGGACGGGGCACUACACGAGAAGAAGGCGGCUGCUGCUGCGGGGGAUUGUAUCCUCACCGGCCUGGGGGCCAGUAGCAGCCGGCCAGUGCUGGACAGCUGGGUGGGGUUUUUGACGGCGUGUUUGCCCAUGUACGAGGGGGGGAUAUUUCAGGUUGUGAUACCGCUUGUGGAGACGUUGUGUCGGGAGAUUGGGAAUACGUUCUCGCAUCUACAGAAGCUCUUCUCCGUUAAUCAUAGCCAUCAGCACAAUGGGGGGCAGGCAGGCCCGGAGACGACGCUCAUAAGUUUGCUAAAUGGGUUAGAGCAGGUGCUGGCUCAUGCUCACGACAGACUCCUGACGGAGGAGGCCAAGGCGCAGGUGACCAAGCACCCUGAACAAGCGCAAGGCUUUUUCGGGAACAUGGUGUCUGGAGUCUUUUCAUCAGAGGGAUCGUCGUCAUCCAGUACGAACCUCACUUCCUCUGGGGGAGGGUCUGGCGGUGCCCAGGGGAGGAGCGCGACCGCCAACGAUAGACUCACAGUGUUACUGGCCUUUCAGGAUGCAGUCAGGAUAUGUUUUACGAUCUGGUCUUGGGGGCAUCCCGGCCAGGGGCAGGGUAAGGGUGUGGAUAUGACCAGCGCAGCGAGUCUGAACUACACCUCCCUCCGGAUGCGCAACCGGGCUCGGAGGUUGCUCGAGCACCUGUUUGCCGCCGAAACCCUCGAAUGUCUGGAAACAGCAAUCCACAUCUGGCGGACUACCCUCGAAUCCCCAGACCCGUCUUUGGCGUCAGAAGUCUUCCGUCUGCUCCCGGCACUAGACGGCUCCCGACCGAAGCACACCGUGCCCGCGUUAUUCAACGCCAUCUACAGCCGGAGUAAUCCUAGCGCACUGGACCCCUCGCGCAGAAGCACGCUGACGAUUGAUCUGGCGGAUGUGGAUUUGGCGGUGUUUUUGGUGGACUAUAUCAGGGAGCUGGAGGACGAUACGAUGGAUGAGAUAUGGGGGGAUUGUAUGGCUUUUUUGAGAGAUUUGUUGGGCAAUCCGUUUCCGCAUCGGGCGACGCUGCCAUGUUUGCUGGAGUUUGCCGCUGUUAUUGGCGAGAAGGUGGAUAAUACGCGGUUUGGGGAGGAGAAGAGAAUGAGGAGAGAAUUGGCGGACCUCUUCCUCCGCCUCCUCACAGCAAUCUUCACGACCCGCCCCAUCAGCUUCUCGGACAUCCCCGACUCCUCCAAACGCCCUCUUUCUCCCCCCACCCGUACCACAUCCAGCCCCCGUCUUCCCCAAGACCGUGCCGACGACGUCGUAGGCAUCCUCGCUUCCAUCGUCCCCUCCCUCCCCAAAAUCCUCGUUGAGCCUGACCGCGUGCUCGCCGCCGCCUCCUCUAUCUCCUCCAACGUCCUGGCCCCGGCUUUACGGUCUAAGUCCUUCCCCGACACUUUCAAUCGUUCAGCCCUUUCGUUGCUACACGAACUUUCCCGCCUGCCACUGCCAGGCUCCUCCAGCUCUUCAGGAAGUGGCAGUAGUGCAGGGCAGAAGGCCCCCUGGAGGAAAGACGUCUCCGACGCCUUCAACGACCCGCGUUUCUUCUCCCUCCGCCCGCUGUCCCUCAUUCCCUCGUCGAUUUUACCCCUAAUUAGGCAGUGGUGCGCCAAUGACAAGGAACGCAUGCCGGAGCUGUUAUCGCGCCUCACACCUCCCUCCACGGCGGGGAUUGUCUUUGGCGUGGGGGCCACCUCGGCCCGGUUAGAGGCCGAUCGGAAAACGCAGCUCAACCUGAGGAGGAUCGCGACCCUGGUGCUGGCGUGUCCUGUGGAUACCUUCGUCUCGGACCUACCCGCACUCAUCGAGAAGUUGACCGAGCUCCUAACGGCGACGGCGACGAGCUCACCAAGUUCGACGACCCGUUCUGACAUCUACCUACUCCUCCGCGCGCUGAUCCUGCGCAUCAGCGCCGUGCAUCUUGCGCCUCUCUGGCCGGUGUUGAACGCCGAACUGCACGCCGCGCUCGCGGCAGUUGUUGCACCGGAUCAUUCCGUGGCCGCAGAUACGUAUGGCUGUGCGGCGUUGCUCGGCGCCGCGAAGUUGUUAGAUUUGUUGGUGUGUGUCGCGCCCGAGGGUUGGCAGGUGCAUGAGUGGCUGUUUGUGACGGAUACGAUUGACGCUGUGUAUCGUGCCGAAGGGAAUGGGAGGUUGGUGGCGAUGGUGGAUGAGGUUUGUGAGGAGUUAGGCGCCGUCAGUAUCCCCUUCCGUGAUGGAGAGGUGCAGACACAAACGGUUGGUGGUAUUUCGGGGGCGAGGAGGCCGUUGUUGGGCACGCCGGGGGGGAUAAGUGAUGAGGUUGGGUUGGAGAGGAAGGAUGAGCUGGUUGCGAAGGUGCUGAGGCCGUUCUUUGGGCAGUUGAGUAUUUAUGCUUUUGAGAGUACGUAUGCGAUGGGACAGGUAGAUGUGGAGGCUUGUGUGGAGGGCUUGGUGAAGGAUGUGUUUGAUGAGAGGACUAUUGUUAGAGCGUUGUAG
Messenger RNA from Thermochaetoides thermophila DSM 1495, 5676 nucleotides. RefSeq lists its product as uncharacterized. Gene Ontology annotation, cellular component: trans-Golgi network; endosome. The record is from RefSeq and is a predicted model, not a curated record. Lineage: Eukaryota; Fungi; Ascomycota; Sordariomycetes; Sordariales; Chaetomiaceae. The coding region runs from base 1 to 5676 and encodes 1891 amino acids. The transcript is spliced from 5 exons. Gene Ontology annotation, biological process: Golgi to endosome transport.